Messenger RNA from Rhinocladiella mackenziei CBS 650.93, 660 nucleotides. RefSeq lists its product as uncharacterized. The record is from RefSeq and is a predicted model, not a curated record. Gene Ontology annotation, biological process: phosphatidylcholine biosynthetic process. Gene Ontology annotation, molecular function: S-adenosylmethionine-dependent methyltransferase activity. Lineage: Eukaryota; Fungi; Ascomycota; Eurotiomycetes; Chaetothyriales; Herpotrichiellaceae. Bases 1 to 660 code for a protein of 219 amino acids. The transcript has 4 exons.
AUGGAGAAAAUACAGAAUUAUAUCGCCAGCUUGACCGGCCAGGAGAAGAUUGGCUUCAUUGACACGUCGCAGCCUUCGCUCUAUGUCGCCGCGGCAGCCAUAGCAUUCAAUCCCAUCUUCUGGAACCUCUCACUGACGUGGUCAGAGUACAAAACCCACUUCUUGACCAAGAUAUUCCGCUCUCCUUACCAUGGCUGUUAUGCAUUGGCCGUGGUAAUCUUCACGAUCGGCAUUGUCCGGGAUUCUCUGUACAAGAAUGCGCUGGAUGACCAACCACUUUAUCCAGCCUUGUACCACCCGGCAGUGGGCGUGGUCCUGUUUCUGAUCGGCAAUGUCCUCGUGCUCUCCAGCAUGUGGGCGUUGGGGAUCACCGGAACGUACUUGGGCGACUACUUCGGUAUCUUGAUGGACCAGAAAGUCGAAGGAUUCCCAUUCAACAUCGCGGGCGCGCCGAUGUACUGGGGAAGCACGUUGUCGUUCUUAGGAACAGCACUGUACAAGGGUCGUACGGCGGGGGUGUUGCUCACUCUGGAGGUGUUUAUCAUGUAUCUCAUUGCCUUGCAGUUCGAAGAUCCCUUCACGGCCGAGAUAUACGCGAACAAGGAGGCUAGGCCGGUGACUCGAUCCAUGACGAGACAGAAAGAACGCAAGAAGGCAUGA